ACGAAAGUAGUUUGAUUUAAAUUUUCAAGAUGGAAAACGCUGAUCAAGUCAAUUUUAAUAAGUCGAAGACGUCUGAAGUCUUACAUGAAGAAAUGGAAGUGAAAAGUGCUAAGCGCCAAAGAAAAUGUGUCAGCUUUGAUCCUAAUUUGGUUGAGAAGGAAGAACGAAAGUCUCAUCCAAAAACUCCAUUAAGAGAAUCUCCACAAGAAUCGAAUCAAAUGGAUAAGAACACAGCAAAAUAUUCACGAAUUCCUAUGGAAUAUUAAAAUAAUUUAAAGAGAUUAAGGACGUACGGAAUUACAUAUGAAAAUUAUAUCUUUAUGGAUUAUGGAUGAAUAAAUUUUUCUUUUAUCAACAAUCUUAAAACGUGACAACUAUUCAAAAACUUAGUAAAUUGCUAUUGCAUUUAAACUAGGGCAAACCAUUAAAUUAAUUUAUUGUAAUUUAUUUUGACAAAAGUGAGAAUUAUCUUGCAUGCUUAUUUAAUCCACAAUUCAUCUAAGGAUAUCCUGUUCUCAUACAUUUAAUAUACAUCUCUUUUUCUAUAAAUAAAUUAUAAGGAUACACUUAACUUUAAUAAUUAUUAGUCAACCAAAUGAAACAUUAUUGGAACUUGAAGGAAGUGGCUUCGACUUUUAAGUUCGUCAGUGACGACAUGUUUUCUUUCAACCUUAAUAUCGUUUGGCAUGUAUCUCAUCAUCCAAAACAUAAUAAUCACUUCUAAUAGCAAGCAUCACUGAAGAACAAUUUAAUGGGUUUUUCUCUAUAUCUACGAUUAUUCGCAACUCACAAAAUUUUGUUGGAACCUUUAACGGCUUUCUCGAUUUUAAAUAUAUUAAUUUGUUUUUGUGAGUUUAGCAUAAAAUUCAAAAUCCAAAAGUCCGUUGAAAAAUCAUCGAUGCCAUUUAAAGUUUUUUAUGUCAUAAUUAUUAUCUUUAAUUAUUUUUCUUAAGAAACUAGAUUAAUCCUUGUCCUCAUUUUAAAGCACUAAAGCAAAGAAAAUUUCAUUAUUAAUUAUUAAUAAAUACGUUCUGAUUCUCAAUCUUUAUCAUGUUAUGUGCAUGCAAACAUUUUCAUUUAAGAUUAAUGCAACAAUCAAUUUGUGCUACUUGCAUUUCUGCUUUUACCGUCAUUUUCAUCUAUGACAUUAGCUCUAUCAUACAAUAUUCUUCCAUGAAAAAGUGUCUUUCACAUUAUUCUAGAAUUUUUUUUUUAAUUCGUUUUUAAUUAGGGGUCAUUCACCAAUAAUGCCCAACACAAAAUUAGAUUUCCGAUCCUUUUCUCUAUUUAUGUUACACAGAUCAAAUGUUGAACAUCAUUGAUGAAUCAUCGUUUAGUUAAUUUGCAUAAAACUUUACAGCUUUGAAUUUUAUUAAUGCUAAUUUUGAUAUCUAAACUUUUCACAAGAAGAAUAAAAACAUUAAAAAGUUUCUAUAAUUAAGAAAAUAAAUGAAUUAAAUGAUUUCCAUUUUUGUAAUGGUAAUUCACCAUCGAAAUCGAUGUUUUGCGAACAUCAUGAAUCCAUGAUUGAAGGAAAUCUAUAAACAACUAACAGUACGGAUCAAAGAGCUUUAAAAAGAUGUGGCCAUGACAAAAUCUCAAUGCUCGACUUUGUUUGUCAUUUAAUUAAUUUGGAUUCUUAAUCAUUUACACAUUUUAACAAUCCUUUUUUUAUAAAAAAAAAUAAAAUUUUGAUUAAGACAAAAAUAAUGAUUCUCUGUUGUGUUGCGAAUGUGUAAGAUGAUUUAUGUAUGUUAUGUACACUUAAAUAUCUAAGCUUAUUCUUCAUCAGUAUCACCGUCAGAUAGAUAACCAGUUGACAAUCCAAUUAGCUGAGGAGCACGCGGUCCAGAUAUCACUUGUCUAAAAAGUGUGUAAUGAUAAUGAGUUUAAUGCAGUUUAAUGAUUUACAUGGGCUAUUAGAUUUAAAGUGCAUUUUCUAGCAUUUUUGAACCCAAAUAUUUUCUUGAGCAAAAUGCACUUCUGUAAAUUACGAAUAAACAUGUCUUUAUGAGCUUUCUAUAUACGUUAAGUACGCGUGAGUUUCUCAAUGAAUAGUUUAACGAAACAAAUGAAGAACUUACGCAAUUCGUCGAUAAUGAUUAAGCCAUUCUUCGAGCAUUUGAGCAACGAGAAGCGGUCUUUUAUGCAACUUUUGAUGAGCCACAAGCAAUCCUCCUUCCGUAAGACAAACAUCAAGCCACUGUCUCAUGAUUGUCUCUUCAUGACCAAUCUGAAAUAAAUUAUAUUAUAAUUAAAGAAAAUAGUAAUACUUAUAAAUAGACAAGAAAUUACCUCGGCUUGCGUUAAGAAAUGAAUAGGAAUAAGUUUGUUUUCACAAUCAACGAGUGGCAAAAAUGUGACAUCUUCUUCUUCCUCACGUGUUGAAUCGAGUCUUUGAUAAGGCUCUGAAGGAACUAAAGCACUAAAGUGACCUA
Messenger RNA from Chironomus riparius, 2438 nucleotides. NCBI's taxonomy places the organism in Eukaryota, Metazoa, Arthropoda, Insecta, Diptera, Chironomidae. The record is from the annotation of a GenBank genome assembly.